Tetrahymena thermophila SB210 is the source of this 2001-nucleotide messenger RNA. RefSeq names its product long-chain-fatty-acid-CoA ligase family protein. The record is from RefSeq and is a predicted model, not a curated record. Lineage: Eukaryota; Ciliophora; Oligohymenophorea; Hymenostomatida; Tetrahymenidae. Gene Ontology annotation, cellular component: endoplasmic reticulum; membrane. The transcript has 4 exons. Gene Ontology annotation, molecular function: long-chain fatty acid-CoA ligase activity.
AUGGGCCAAUUAUAAACCUCUACAGAUAAGCAGUAAAGCAAAGUACUUUACUCAGUACCUGUAUCCUUAAAUAGCGUAUCUUAAUCUUCAAUUUACAGAAAUCCUUAGUCAACUGAGAAUCUUAUUAAUACUUUUGAUCCAAACAUUCUAACUCUUAAAGAUGCUUUCUUGAACAGUGUCAAGCAAUAUGAAAACAACAAUUUUUUAGGCAAAAAGGAUGCCAACAAGAAUGAAUAUAAAUGGUGGACAUACAAACAAAUACUUAAAAUGAGUGAAAAAGUAGGAAGUGCCAUUACAGAUAAGUGCUUAUUCAAUCAGAGUGAGGAUUUAAAUACUGUUGGUAUAUUUGCAAAGAACUGUUUAGAGUGGAUUGUGGUUGAGUAUGCAUGCAUUUUAUACAACUAUGCAUUGGUUGCAGUUUAAAAUAAUGCUAUUUCUCAUAUUGUUAAUGAAUGUAACUUAGAAACAAUCUUUUGCAGUGAGGAGUUGAUUCCAUAAAUUAUGGAUAUUGAUAAUGUCAAGACCAUUGUGUGUUUUUCAAAUUCAGACUAAUUUAAUGAAUCAUACUAUAAUUAGCUCAUGCUUAAAGGCAAAUAGCUGAUAUUUUUCAAGGACCUAUUGCUUUAAGAAGAAAUCCACCCUUAUGCCAAUAUUAAGCCAAGCACAAUUUACACUAUUUGUUAUACAAGUGGUACUACUACAACUACUCCUAAGGGUGCUAUGAUUACUCAUGCUAACUGUAUUUCAUCUCUAACCCCAUUUAAGAUAGCUAAAGAUUAAUAGCUAAAAAUAAAUUAGAAUGAUAUUUACUACAGUGUCCUUCCAUUAUCUCAUAUUUAUGAGCGUGAUGUAUGUUAAAAUAUGAUGGUAAACGGUGCAGGCAUAGGAUUUGCAUCAAAAGACUUAGCUUCUCAAAAGUUAGAUUUAGAAAUUCUCUAACCUACUAUUUAUUGCAGUGUCCCUCGUCUUUAUAAUAGAGUUUACCAAUCAAUUAAGGAUAAAAUCCAAAAUUUCGAUGAAGGUCUCUAUAAGAAAUUCUUUGAAUAUGCUUUGGACUUCAAGAUUUCCAGUUUAUGUUCAAGUGGAGAAAACUAUAAGAAUCCCAUUUUCGAUACUCUCAUCUUUAACAAAUUAAAAAAGACAUUUGGAGGUAAAACUAGAGUGCUUAUUUGCGGUGGUGCUCCCCUCAACGACAAAGUUUUAAAUUUUCUUCAAGCAGUGCUUUGUGUUCCUAUCAUAUAAGGAUAUGGAUAAUCAGAAAGCACAGGUGUUGCUCUAAGUACUGAAAUUGAAGAUAAUUAUCAUGGUACUGUAGGAGGUCCUAAAUGUAACAUGGAGUUUAAGUUAAUUGAUUGUCCUGAGUUGAAUUACAGUUGCAUGGAUUAAGAUUAAAAUGGUAGAUCAAAACCUAGAGGUGAGAUUUUGCUAAGAGGUGGUAAAAUAUUCAAAGGAUAUUUCAAAGAUAGAUCUGCAACUAAGAAAGCUAUUGAUAAAGAAGGAUGGUUGCACACAGGAGAUAUUGGUGAAUUAUAAUAGAAUGGAUCCCUCAAAAUAAUUGAUAGAAGAAAUAAUAUCUUCAAGCUCCCUAUCGGCGAAUAUGUGUCUCCUGAAAAAAUCGAAGGUAUUUAUUCUAUCCACCCUGCGAUAUCUGAAAUAUUCAUUUAUGGAAUGACUGAUAAAAAUUACUUAGUAGCAAUAAUUGUACCUGAAUUUUCUUACUUCUAAAAUAUACUUAAAUUAGAAAAUAUUAAUCAAAGCAGUGCUGAAUAUAUAGAAUUAGUCAAAAAAAAUCCUAUAAUUUAAAGAACUAUUUCUGAAGCUCUUUAAGAAGGAGAUAAAGAACUCAUUCCAUAUGAAAGAGUUAACCAGUUUAGAUUAGAACCUAAUUCUUUCUAGACUCUUAAUUUGUUAACAUCUACAGGAAAAAUAUAGAGAAGUAUUUGUGCUCAGUAUUUCAAGACUCAAAUAGAUGAGAUGUAUUAAUUUCAUGAAGUAAUUUGA